AGCUUCCUUUCCACUCUACCAACAAUCAUGGCCGAUUCCGGAGCCCCCGCCGGCGACGCCCCCGCGUCCGUCGAGCACCUGAACAUCAAAGUCACCGAUAACAACAACGAGGUGUUCUUCAAGAUCAAGCGCUCAACACAACUGAGGAAGUUGAUGGACGCUUUCUGCGAGAGACAGGGCAGACAAGCCUCGACUGUGCGUUUCCUAUUCGAUGGAACUCGCGUGCGUCCCGAGGACACCCCUGAUACGCUUGAAAUGACCGACGGUGACACCCUGGAGGUCCACCAAGAGCAGAUUGGUGGCUAGAUAGAUAUCCUCUCGAUGAAUGAUGAUUAUGUCUUUAAAUACAUCCAGCCGUUGUCUAGCCGCGAUUACGCUUCCUCCUUUUCAUACGAAACACAGGCGCAAUGGUGUUUAACUUGGGUUGCGUCCGAGCCCGGUCCUCAUUGGGGAGGCUACAAGUACCUGGGUAGGAUGGGAUUUUGAGCCUGAGAGAUGAUGAUGAUGACGAUUACUAUUUGCUGUCUAUGAAAAUUAAAACAGCGAGUCAUUUCGGUACAGGUGGUUUCAAGUGGCAUAGUCUUAGAUUACUUGUUCAAGCUAUGCAAUCUGCAAC
Molecule: messenger RNA, 616 nt
Organism: Aspergillus sclerotioniger CBS 115572
Lineage: Eukaryota; Fungi; Ascomycota; Eurotiomycetes; Eurotiales; Aspergillaceae
Product: SUMO family protein SMT3
Exons: 2
Coding region: 28-306 (92 amino acids)
Biological process (GO): protein sumoylation
Cellular component (GO): nucleus; septin ring
Molecular function (GO): protein tag activity; ubiquitin-like protein ligase binding
Source: RefSeq, a predicted model, not a curated record